Molecule: messenger RNA, 745 nt
Organism: Paramisgurnus dabryanus
Lineage: Eukaryota; Metazoa; Chordata; Actinopteri; Cypriniformes; Cobitidae
Source: RefSeq, a predicted model, not a curated record
GUUAUCUAUGUCAACUUGGAGAUGGAUUCCGAGACAUUUGAAUGGGAGGAUGAGGGUUUUGAGGUCGAUUUUGAUGGACUCGGUUACAGGUUUGAACCUGAAUAUUCAGAGGAAGAAUUCCUGCAAAGAAAGGCAGAGUUUGAGCUGCAUUUGUCCACGGAGUCCAGUGUUACGCCUGUUGCCGAAGCUGCUGUUGUCUCAAGGCUUACAGGCACUUGGUGGUGUUCCUGUCGAAAGUGUAAACAAAUGCCUACAGAAGAGGAGAGUUUGUGCUGCACCGAAUGGGACUUACUGGUUACAGAGGGGAUGGAGAAUCUAAACGUAUCCGUCGACGAAACCGAGGUCUCGCCGACUUGUGUCACAGAUCGUGAUGUUCGGGAUUUGCUCCAGAGACCGGUUAUAGAGACAUUCUUUUAUGUCCCGAAACCUAAUUGGAAAAAGCGUCCUAGACCAGAGGGGUUGAAUGGCCAGUUAUCAGAUCGACAGUUACGACUGGUGUCAUACAGAGUGGUUCUGGAGUGGGCCCUCAAGGGUCAACAACUGGGACGUGGCAAUCGAGUCGUUCUGCCCAGCUGUGUUGUGUGGGCCGUGAGAGAUGCGUUCCCAUCCCCCACUGAACAGUACACAGGAUUCAAAGAAGGGGAGAUAGAGGCUGUGUUCUGAACUCAAGCAAUUGUACUAUUCAGGUCCUUGCUACCCCCUGUUCUUCAUCUGCUUCGAACAUCGCAAGAUAGUGUGUGUCCUG